ACCACUUGGUAUCGCCUGUCAUGAAGGUCAUACAGAAAUAGUGAAACUACUACUGGAGCAUAAAGCUGAUGUUAAUAUAGCUGAUGAUGACAAAGAUGCACCACUUGGUAUCGCCUGUCAUGAAGGUCAUACAGAAAUAGUGAAACUACUACUGGAAAAAGCUAAUAUCAGUCACACUAAUAAUAAAGGAUGUACACCACUUGCUAUGGCUUGUAUUGGAGGAUGUAAAGAAGCAGUUAAAUUACUACUGGAGCAGGAUGGAAUUGAUGUCAAUGUCACUGAUGAAAAAGGAAAUACACCACUUGCUAUGGCUUGUAUCAGAAGAUCUAAAGAAAUAGUUGAACUACUACUGAAGCAUGAUAAAGUUGAUAUCAAUCACCGUAAUAGCCAAGGACAUGAUAAAGUUGAUAUCAAUCACCAUAAUAGCCAAGGACGUACAUCACUUGUUAUGACUUGUAUAGCAGGACAUGCAGACAUAGUUGAACUACUACUGAAGUAUAAUGCUGAUGUUAAUAUAGCUGAUGAUGACAAAGAUGCACCACUUGGUAUCGCCUGUCAUGAAGGUCAUACAGAAAUAGUGAAACUACUACUGGAAAAAGCUAAUAUCAGUCACACUAAUAAUAAAGGAGUAAGAGACAUGGAAACUUAUUGGGGCGAGCCUGA
This is a messenger RNA of Amphimedon queenslandica, 663 nucleotides long. RefSeq names its product ankyrin repeat domain-containing protein 50-like. The record is from RefSeq and is a predicted model, not a curated record. Gene Ontology annotation, molecular function: protein binding. The annotation marks the transcript as partial. The transcript has 7 exons. Lineage: Eukaryota; Metazoa; Porifera; Demospongiae; Haplosclerida; Niphatidae.